Molecule: messenger RNA, 1244 nt
Organism: Penaeus vannamei (Pacific white shrimp)
Lineage: Eukaryota; Metazoa; Arthropoda; Malacostraca; Decapoda; Penaeidae
Source: RefSeq, a predicted model, not a curated record
UGAAGGAGCCAGUGAAUGGAAGAUGAUUUAUGGAAGAAAAUAGAUUUCCUGGCAACCGCGCGAGAUAUCCAGCAGAGGCGCGGGCCACGGAGCGAGUCAGUCUCGGAGCAACUACUGAACACACGCGCACCUGCUUGCAAACCCGCUCUCCAAGUCACGCUCUCCUGCUCAAAACAGGCUUUCAACAUGAUGACGCGGGCGCUUCUGCUGCUGGCUGUGGUGGCCUUGGCGGCGGCGGGACCCAUGAAGCUGUACGAAAAGACAGAAGCCGAGAAGUUCCAGAAAGUGCUCGUGCCUGUGUCUUCCACGGUGAUUCCCCUGGACGACCUCCCCGUCUACAAGGUGGGCGUCGGGUUCGGCCUCGCCACGCCCGCCCCUGGCAAGUUCAAGCCCGAGGGCGGCACCAAGCUGAUUACCAUCCACAGCGUCAAGAACAAGGCCAAGAAACCGAAGGAGUCCAACGCCGCCCUGAUUGAGGAGGUGACGAAGGAGGAAUACGAGAAACUCACCGCCCAGUAAAACCACCAAAGAACCCAUUAACACAACCCAAUAAUCCCAGAAUUAAAAAUAAAACCUUACCGAUGUAGCGCAAGAUUAAUAGAUCCAGUAUUCUACCAGGCAUUUUUUAAGUCAAAUACAGGGUUUAAAAAACAAAUAAAAACAAACAAAACGAGGAAAGAAAGUGAGAGAAAGUCGUGACGGAAGCUUUCCGAAGGGCGUCGUGGCGGGGUGCAGCACCUCCCUCGGGCCGACGGGGUCCAAACGGGGCAAGAAGGGAACUAACGCCUACUCUACGUUAUCGGCAGCGAGGCUAUCUAUACCUGCACCCUGCUACAGGUCGGCGGUGUUGGGCUGGCUCUCCUUCAGGCCGACUCACACCGCGGUAAAUUCUCCGGGAUUUGGGCUUCAGGGGAACAAAAAAUUCUAAUACUCGUUGGGAGACUUUUACUUCAAAGCCUCUUUAUCGAUUCGAUAAGCCUUGCACUUAACCAAACUAGAGCAGAAUGUCGUGUUUCGUGUUCAUAUUUACCUGAAUGUACAGAAAGUAUUAAAAAAUAAAUAAAAUAAACAGAAAGGUUCUCAUUCUGUUAAACAGCUUGAUAAUACGCAACCGAAUUCACGUUUCACCUUUCUAAAGGAAACAGAUAAAAGCUUUACGAAACCUGUGCCAUUAUGAGAAACUUUGCUGUGAUCAAAAAUUUUAUACGAAAUACUAUUUUCCCACUAAUAAACCUAGGAAAUUG